AUGAGGCUCUCAAAGCGCGCCACUCUUGUUUUUUUCCUCGCAGCAGGUAGUGUUACUGGUUAUGGUUUUCCUGAUUGCGAAUACGGACCUCUAGCGAGCAAUGCAGUCUGCAACACUGCUCUUGACCCCAUUACACGGGCAACUUCCUUGGUCAAGCUGUUCACUAUUCCAGAGUUGAUCAAUAAUACUGUCAACACGUCUCCUGGGGUUCCUCGUCUCGGUUUACCAGGGUACGAGUGGUGGUCAGAAGCUUUGCACGGAGUAGCGAAAAGUCCAGGUGUUAACUUCUCGACGUCAGGCGAAUUUAGCCAUGCAACAUCGUUUCCCCAGCCGAUCCUUAUGGGUGCUGCGUUUGACGACGAGUUGAUCAAGUCUGUUGGAAACAUUGUGGGUAUGGAGGGACGUGCCUUCAAUAACUAUGGGCACGCAGGUCUGGACUUCUGGACACCAAAUAUUAAUCCGUUCAAAGACCCUCGAUGGGGCAGAGGACAGGAAACACCUGGAGAAGACCCGUACUACCUCUCCAAAUACGUAUACAACUUCGUGGUUGGCUUGCAAGGUGGUCUUGACCCGGAGCCUUACUACCAGGUCGUUGCCACCUGUAAACACUUUGCGGGCUACGAUCUUGAGGACUGGGAUGGCAAUGCUCGAUAUGGCUUUAAUGCACUGAUCACUUCUCAAGAUCUCGUGGAAUACUAUCUGCCUCCAUUCCAGACUUGUUAUAGAGAUGCCAAAGCUGGCGCUGCCAUGUGCUCGUACAAUGCUAUCAACGGUGUUCCUUCUUGCGCAGAUACAUACUUGCUUCAAGACAUUCUUCGUGAUUUCUACGGCUUCACACAAGACCGAUUGAUCACGGGUGCCAUCCAAAAUAUCUACUCUCCCCACAACUAUUCCACCCCUCAACUCGCUGUAGCAGACGCACUCAAGGCGGGAACUGACAUCGAUUGUGGAACCUUCUAUACAGAGUGGUUGCCAAUCGCAUACGAAGAAUCUCUUAUCACAGAGACCGACCUACGCACAGCUCUGGUUCACCAAUACGCAUCACUCGUCCGCCUCGGUUACUUUGAUCCAGAAGAUCGGCAACCUUACAGAACAUACAACUGGAGUAACAUCAAUGCUCCUACCGCCCGACAGCUUGCAUACCAAGCUGCUGUAGAGGGUAUUGUUCUCCUGAAGAACGAUGGUACUCUGCCACUCUCGAGUAGCAUCAAUAACAUUGCCUUGAUCGGCCCGUGGGCAAACGCAACCACCCAAAUGCAAGGUAACUACUAUGGUGUCGCUCCCUAUCUCAUCAGCCCCGUCAUGGGCGCGAUGGAUGAUGGUUAUAACGUCACCUACGUGUUGGGCACUCACAUUGUAUCUAAUGACACGAGUGGAUUUGAUGCUGCUGUUGCGGCUGCAAAGGAAGCAGAUGCCAUCAUCUACGCUGGGGGUAUUGAUCACACUGUCGAGGCCGAGACCCUGGACCGCUAUACGAUUACUUGGCCCGGCAAUCAGCUUGACCUUAUUGCUGAGCUUCAGACAAUAGGCAAGCCUUUGGUCGUGGUGCAAUUUGGCGGCGGACAACUCGAUGACUCUGUUCUCAAGGGCAAUGCUUCUGUCAAUGCGCUUGUUUGGGCAGGGUAUCCAGGUCAGAGUGGCGGAAAGGCUGUCUUCGACAUUCUCAGUGGCAAGGUUGCGCCUGCUGGGCGCCUUCCCAUCACGCAGUACCCAGAAAACUAUGUCAACGAGAUUCCCAUGACGGAUAUGAACCUCCGUCCUAACUCGACGAGUCCGGGUCGUACCUAUAUCUGGUACACCGACACGCCUGUUUACGAAUUCGGAUAUGGCGAGCACUACACUACAUUCUCUUGCAAAUGGGUGCAAGCCCCCGCAACAUCAUACAGCAUCCAAGCUCUCGUUGAUGCAGGGAAGCAUGCUGCGUACUUGGACAGCGCACUAUUUGCUACGCUCGCUGUCAGUGUAACGAACACCGGAAACAGAACAUCUGACUAUGUUUCCCUUCUUUUCGCCAGUGGCACAUAUGGAGAUGCUCCCUACCCUAACAAGAAUCUUGUCAGCUACGCCCGCUCUCACAGCAUUGCACCAGGCGCUACUGCAAUAGCUGAGCUACCGAUUGCACUUGGUAAUCUCGCAAGAGCAGAUACCAAUGGCAACUUUUGGCUCUACCCCGGCACUUAUGAGCUUGUGCUCGACACCACUAGAGUCUUGAACUCUCAAUUCAAAUUGACAGGAAGUGCUGCACGGCUCACAUCCUUCCCGCAAAACACUAUGACUUCAUAA
Messenger RNA from Suillus bovinus, 2283 nucleotides. Its product is annotated as glycoside hydrolase family 3 protein. Lineage: Eukaryota; Fungi; Basidiomycota; Agaricomycetes; Boletales; Suillaceae. The record is from RefSeq and is a predicted model, not a curated record. Bases 1 to 2283 code for a protein of 760 amino acids. Gene Ontology annotation, molecular function: xylan 1,4-beta-xylosidase activity; alpha-L-arabinofuranosidase activity. Gene Ontology annotation, biological process: xylan catabolic process; arabinan catabolic process. Gene Ontology annotation, cellular component: plant-type cell wall. The transcript has 8 exons.